CAUGUAAUUAGAAUGCCCGGACAGGAGUGGAAAGACUCACUCUUUCAUAUUCUUCUUUUUAGAUCUUGGAUGAGUUUUGCAAUGUGAAGUUCUGCAUAGAUGCCAGUCAACCAGAUGUAGGAAACUGGCUCAAAUAUAUCAAGUUUGCUGGAUGCUACAAUCAGCACAACCUUGUUGCAUGUCAGAUAAGCGAUCAGAUAUUCUACAGAGUUGUAGCAGAUAUUGAACCUGGAGAGGAGCUGUUACUGUUCAUGAAGAGUGAAGAUUAUUCACAUGAAGCGAUGGCUCCAGACAUUCACGAGGAGCGGCAGUAUCGCUGCGAGGACUGCGACCAGCUCUUCGAGUCCAAGGCGGAGCUCGUAGACCACCAGAAGUUCCCCUGCAGCACACCUCACUCUGCCUUCUCCAUGGUGGAGGAGGACUUCCAGAAAAAGCUCGACACCGAGAGCGACCUUCGGGAUGUGCAUGAAAUCCAGGAAUGUAAAGAGUGCGAUCAAGUCUUCCCAGACUUACAAAGCCUGGAGAAGCACAUGCUGUCACACAGCGAGGAGAGGGAGUACAAGUGCGACCAGUGCCCCAAAGCCUUUAACUGGAAGUCCAACUUGAUACGUCACCAGAUGUCGCAUGACAGCGGGAAGCACUACGAGUGUGAAAACUGUGCCAAGCAGGUUUUCACGGACCCCAGCAACCUUCAGAGGCAUAUUCGUUCCCAGCAUGUUGGGGCUCGUGCUCACGCUUGUCCAGAGUGUGGCAAAACCUUUGCCACUUCUUCGGGCCUCAAACAGCAUAAACACAUCCACAGCAGUGUCAAACCUUUUAUAUGUGAGGUCUGCCAUAAAUCCUAUACUCAGUUUUCAAACCUUUGUCGUCAUAAGCGCAUGCAUGCUGAUUGCAGAACCCAAAUCAAGUGCAAAGACUGUGGACAAAUGUUCAGCACUACGUCUUCCUUAAAUAAACACAGGAGAUUUUGUGAGGGCAAGAACCAUUUUGCAGCAGGAGGAUUUUUUGGCCAAGGCAUUUCACUUCCUGGAACCCCAGCUAUGGAUAAAACGUCCAUGGUUAAUAUGAAUCAUGCAAAUCCGGGCCUUGCUGACUAUUUUGGAGCCAAUAGGCAUCCUGCUGGUCUUACCUUUCCAACAGCUCCUGGAUUUUCUUUUAGCUUCCCUGGUCUGUUUCCUUCAGGCUUGUACCACAGGCCACCUUUGAUACCUGCUAGUUCUCCUGUUAAAGGACUACCAAGCGCAGAUCAGACAAACAAAAGUCAAAGUCCCCUCAUGACCAAUCCUCAGAUACUGCCAGCUACACAGGAUAUUUUGAAGGCACUAAAUAAGCAACCAUCUGUAGGUGAAAAUAAGCCAGUGGAGCUUCAACCAGAGAGGUCCUCUGAAGAGAGGCCGCAUGAAAAACUCAGUGACCAGUCAGAGAGUAGUGACCUUGACGAUGUCAGUACCCCCAGUGGCAGUGACCUGGAAACCACCUCUGGCUCUGAUCUGGAAAGUGACAUUGAAAGUGAGAAAGAGAAAUUUAAAGAAAAUGGUAAAAUGUUCAAAGACAAAGUAAGCUCUCUGCAGAAUUUGGCUUCAAUAAAUAAUAAGAAAGAACACAGCAAUCAUUCCAUUUUCUCACCAUCUUUAGAGGAGCAGACUGCGGUGUCAGGAGCUGUGAAUGAUUCUAUAAAGGCUAUUGCUUCUAUUGCUGAAAAAUACUUUGGUUCAACAGGACUUGUGGGGCUGCAAGACAAAAAAGUCGGAGCCUUACCUUACCCUUCCAUGUUUCCCCUCCCAUUUUUUCCAGCAUUCUCUCAAUCAAUGUAUCCAUUUCCUGAUAGAGACUUGAGACCGUUACCCUUGAAAAUGGAGCCCCAAUCACCCAGUGAAAUUAAGAAGAUCCCAAAGGGAAGCUCUGAGUCUCCCUUUGACCUCACCACUAAGCGUAAGGAGGAGAAGCCAGUUACUCCUAUACCCUCAAAGCCAUCAGCUCCAUCUGUGACAAGCCAGGACCAGCCUCUAGAUCUCAGCAUGGGCAGCCGAAGUCGAGCCAGUGGCACAAAACUCGCCGAGCCUCGGAAAAACCACGUCUUUGGUGACAAGAAAGGAGACCCCGAACAAAGGAAAGCUUCCGAGUCUUCUUUGCAGCAUGCCAGACCAACCCCGUUCUUUAUGGAUCCCAUUUACAGAGUAGAGAAAAGAAAGUUAACUGACCCGCUCGAAGCUUUAAAAGAAAAAUACUUGAGACCUUCCCCAGGAUUCUUGUUUCAUCCACAAAUGUCGGCGAUUGAGAACAUGGCCGAGAAGCUGGAGAGCUUCAGCGCCCUGAAGCCAGAGGCCAGCGAGCUGAUCCAGUCGGUGCCAUCGAUGUUCAACUUCCGAGCGCCUCCGAGCGCCCUGCCGGAAAACCUGCUGCGCAAGGGCAAGGAGCGCUACACCUGCAGAUACUGUGGCAAGAUCUUCCCGAGAUCUGCAAACCUAACCCGUCACCUAAGGACGCACACUGGAGAGCAGCCCUAUAGAUGCAAGUACUGUGACAGGUCCUUUAGCAUAUCUUCUAACCUGCAGAGACAUGUCCGCAACAUCCACAAUAAAGAGAAGCCCUUCAAAUGUCACUUGUGUGACAGGUGUUUUGGUCAGCAAACAAAUCUGGACAGACAUCUAAAAAAGCACGAGAACGGCAACAUGUCUGGUACUGCAACAUCUUCACCUCACUCAGAACUUGAAAGCACAGGGGCAAUCCUAGAUGACAAGGAAGAUUCCUACUUCACAGAAAUUAGGAAUUUCAUUGGGAACAGCAACCACAACAAUCAAUCCCCUAGAAGCUCAGAGGAGAGAAUGAACGGCAGCCACUUUAAGGAUGAGAAAGCCAUGGUCGCCAGCCAGAACUCAGAUUUGUUGGAUGACGAGGAGGCAGAAGAUGAAGUAAUGAUGGACGAAGAAGAUGAAGAAACUGAAAUUGCCGGGAAAGCAGUGAAAGAACCUGUUACAAGUGACAUACAUGAGGGGACUCCAGAGGAAGACUACGAGGAAACGAGUACUUUGGACAUGAACUGCAAGGCUUCCCCUGGCAGGUAUAAGGAGGAGGAGUACAAUAAGACUGGACUUUCAGCUUUGGACCACAUAAGGCACUUCACAGAUAGCCUCAAGAUGAGGAAAAUGGAAGAAAAUCAAUACAACGAAGCUGAACUGGCAGCUUUCAAUAAUUCCCAGCUGCCGGAGGACUUGAAACAACCGUUGUACAGGAAAUCCAAAUCCCAGGCCUACGCCAUGAUGCUGUCUCUCUCCGACAAGGACUCCCUGCAUUCCGCAGCCCACAGUUCUCCCAACAUGUGGCACAGUAUGGCGAGAGCUGCCGCCGAAUCCAGCGCCAUCCAGUCCAUCAGUCACGUAUGACGGUGCGAAGGCUGACCAAGAAUGGGACCAAGUCCAAACCAGUAGCAUGGCUCUUUCGUAUAUGACUAUUUAAAAGACUGCUGAGCAGAAUGCCUUAUAAAUCUGCAGGGUCACUCAUUUAAAGUCUGGUGACCUUAAACUGAAUAAUUUUAAAAAGAAAGAAACUAUUUAUUCUCAAUAUUUUGUUUUGCACAGCAAAGGCAGCUGCUGACUUCUCGAGGAUCAAUGCGACUUAAAAAAUAAAAAGUUUCGGUGGAUUAUGUAAACCGGGGCCGGGAAAAAGUGUCUUCCAGUUCACCCGGCUUUGAGGAGCAGGGGCAAAAGGGUUAAGACUGCAUUGACACACACAUGGGCACUCCUUUAAAGUAGUAACUGAAUUGAUUUUCUUUUUGUAUAAUAUAGUUUGACACAGGAUUGGGAACAGUUGCUUUUAUGUACAAAUCUCUUCAUUAAGGCUUUAUGCAUUUUAGCCCUUCAAAGAAAGAAAAUAGUUCUAUGAAAUGCACACUCUCCAUCCUAAACGUAGAAGCGAGUAACCGGGAAUGUUUUGUUCUCUCCAUAAUUCUUUUGCCUUCUCCACUGCAUUGUUAAAAAAAAGGAAAAACAAGAAAAAAAAAAAGAACUGUGAGAAACAAUUCAUAAGAGGCUUGUGUAUAUUGUAAACUAUGAAUGUUCACUACUCCAAGAAGCUAAAUCAUCCAGCUAAUUCCGUGAAAGCACCAUGUUCAUCGUCAGUACCACUAGUUCCAAUCGUUGUAAGGAGAUUUUAAUUUUAGACAAUCAUGUCGCUAUUUUGUUGUAUCGUUUCCUUCCCCCUCCCCUCUAAUUUCUUCUUUGUGUUGUGUGUACCAUGUAUUUAUUUGUUGGCAAACAAUUGUUUGUUGAUUAAAAUAGCACUGUUCCGAUAACAAACAGCACUGCUCCAGUCCCCCACUGCUUCAUGAUGCAGGCACCCAUGUACUUCAAAAUAAGUGAGGUGAACUGAUCUGUGUAUAUGGGAGUGCAAAACAGUGUUUGAAAUUUUCUUACAUUCCUCUUUUAUUUUAUUUUUUUUCCUUUUAAUGAACUAAAUAACUAAUAGAUGCGACUUAGUUUUUUUUGUAAUACAGUAAAUUGAUUCAAUUGUAUAAACAGUUAUAAUUUCUUCAUGAAAGCAUGAUUCUUCUGAUUAAAAACUGUACCCAAUAUUUUAUGCUGGUUGUCUGCGAGCUUGUGUGAUGUUAUGUUCAUGUUAAUCCUAUUUGUAAGAUGAAGUGUUCCAAAUUUAUGUUUAAAAAAAAUAAAUAAAUAACGGAAGGUAUUCAGUUAUUUUUUCGGGGUUCUUUUUUUUUUUUUUUUUUGGCCUUUAGUGAGGGACCAGAUUUAUUUUUUCCUUUUGUUUAUAAUCUCAUUUUGGAAUAAUCGGCAAGUUGAGGUACUUUCUUUAAAUGCUUUGUACAAUGUAACUGUUACGCAUUUCAGUACAUUACUAUGGGAGGAUCGAGUUAAAAAAAAAAGAAAAAAAAGAAAAUAAAGGACUACAAAACUG
Molecule: messenger RNA, 4911 nt
Organism: Tinamus guttatus (white-throated tinamou)
Lineage: Eukaryota; Metazoa; Chordata; Aves; Tinamiformes; Tinamidae
Source: RefSeq, a predicted model, not a curated record